GCGUCAUUUAUUGUAGAUUUAUACUAGACGCUUCGCCAUUAACAGACUAAUCAUGUGUUUCUUGUGCCAGUGUUGUGAUGAUCCUGAAUUAUGUGUCGACACAUUGAGAACGAAACUUGGAGACGAUGGUUUGAGCAUUCCUCUGGAGCAGAAAAAUGCCCUUCUCGAAAUUUGUAAUGAGAUAGAGGAAAAGAUACUGGAUUGCUUUUUGCAUAGGAAAUUAUAUCUGAAGUUUGAGGACUCAAAAGGAGGCGUAUUACAUAAGAAAUACAAAGAGUUUGAAACGUGUGUACUCCAAUACGAUAUUAUAGAUUGGAAACAAGAAGAAGAAAAAUUACGACAAUUUUUAUUGGAGUAUGACAAUGCUGAAUAUGAUGAAUUGAGGUUUGGGAUAAAUUCGAUGCCUUGGCUUAAAGUAUUCAGGACUCACGAGCGAAGUAUUCCAGAACCCAUCAGAAAUUGCUUGCAUGAAAUGUGUAAGGAUAUAGAGGAAGUACAUUACGAGUGGAUAGAUACAUAUUGUAAUGCAAGCGAGGCAAUCAUUAGAAGAUAUCAAACAUUGGGACAUGAUGUGCUUGAAAUGGAAAUCGUGGACUGGGAGGAUAUUAGAAAAUCAUUUAAGCAAAUACUUCACGACUGGAACAGAGAACUUGGCUUUCAAGGCAUUACCGUCGAGGAUCUGGAUGGUAAACAGCACAUCAUCUAUCACAGGUUGUUUUAUGAAAAUGAUAUAGAUCAUCUCGUAAAUCAAGUUGUUGAUGCAACUGGCAUUUCAAAACAAGAGUUUGUACUUGUGUACGGAGAAAGUCUUAUUGUUCCAGGGAAUAAAAAUUUGUGCAUACCUGACGGUGCAAAAAUAAAGCUUCUUCCGUCUAAUAAAGAACUUGCCAAUCAAAGUAUUAUUGUCGAGGAUCUAGAUGGUCAACAACACAUUAUCAAUACAAAUUGGGUGAUGUACACAAAGGAUGUUGAUUUUCUCGUCAGACAAGUUGCGCAUACAACUGGCAUUUCAAAAAGAAGAUUUGUACUUGCGUACAGAGAAAAGCUUAUUGUCCCAGGAAACCAUUUCUACAUAGUAUUACCCAAUGGUGCAAACAUAGAGCUUCUUCCUGUGAAGAAAAACCAAAACCCUCCUACAAACCUCGAUACAUAUGUGAGAGGCCUAUUCAAUGGCAUUUAUGAACAGAUCAACAGACUAUUUACAAAAUUUCCCAAGGUAUUUGAAGACCAUACACGUUUACUCUCUGAGAAGGAUUUUGUGGGGAUAUCUCAAUUAAUAGGUAAUGGAUGGGGUAUGCUUGGAAUUGAGCUUGGCCUUUCAAAAGUGAAUUUGCAACAGAUUACAGAAGACAAGCGAAAUGUAGCCUCACGUAUAUUUGAAAUGCUGUGCCAAUGGGGUCAAACACAAAAAGAUGGAGCCACAGCAGCACAGCUGCUGUCUGCUGUCAGGAAAUGUGGUGUAAGCUGUGAAUUCGAUAAACUUAAAAGAGCCCUUCUUAUUGGCAUGUGACACAACAUUCUAACAAUGCUGUAAUCAUGAUUUUUUCCUGUAAAUAAACUUUUGACUUGUGAUAUAAAAUAUAUUUAAUCGGGACAAGAGACGAAAAAAUAAUAAGGAACCUCAAUUUCUUUGUCAUAUAUUUGUGGAUACAUAUUUGAAUGUCAAUAUAUCACAUAUAAAUUAUCUUAAUUUAUUUCUGCAAAAUAUCAACUUAGAUAACUCAUUCGUAAAAUUAACAUACAUUCCUCGUUUUUUAUCAUCAGGGAGACAUUUCUCAAUAAUAUUAAUAUUUAUCAAAACAAGAUAAUAUAGUUUUACUCAGUACAAUUACCUUUUAUGGAAAUUAACUUCUUUAACUUAUGAUUUGGAACCAUGUUUAACGAUUAUUUGCUUAAUUUGUUUUUAAUUGCAUACUCUUCUUAAGACAUUUUUAUUAUAUUAGCAUAGCAUCGUGAUUUAGUUACAUUUAUAUUAGUACGCAUUUUCAAAAAAUACUUGCAAUUGUUCACUGGUCACAGCUACUGUUUAACUAACUUCUCUGUACAUUUAAUUUCGGUAAAUUUGAAGGGCACCUAGGUUGUUCUAUUGUUAUGUUUCUAGACAUAGCCUUUAACGUUUAUCAAUAUGGUUGGGUCAAAAUAAAUAACAGUAUCGGUAAUGUUUGUUUUUAUCAACCUGUCAAUAACAUACUGAUUACACGGUCAAUGCACACAAUAUACUAAUCUUCGAUAUAUUUUCGUUGUUCCGUGAGAUGUACACAGAAAAAUGUCAUUUAAAUUUAUUUGUAUCUGUUGAGUAAUUGUACUGAGAGUUAUAGCACUAUAGGGAAAGCUACUGAUUUAUACUUUCUAAGUGAUCUUCGUGUUGUUAGAACGAGACAACGUAGGUACAUGUUUUUUCUUAUUUACAUUUUCAACAUAAUUGAAGCUUUGAUUGUUAUUAUGUUAUCUGUUUUGCAAUGAUUUUUGUAAAGUUUAUACUCUUUUGAAAUAGCAUGGUUUUAAGAAUUAAUAUUUUAAAUAAAUUCGGAUUCAAAUCAAUAAAUGCCAUUUCAAUGACAGAAAACACAAUGCAAAUCGAUACAAACAAUGUUUCUAAGUUGCGUCAUAUUCGUGAAGACAAUUAUGCAAACACUCAGCCAUUUCAAUUAAAAUAUACAAAUGUAUUGCAAAAAUAAAGAGUAGGUUUCAAUCAUUGACAAAAGCAGGGAUCGAAUGAAAGACCUCUCACCUAUAAGAUAAUUACUUAACUGACAGUGCUAUUGUGGAUGUAGCGACAAAACUUACAUUCAGCUGGUACGAUUUUCAAAACAUUAGUCAUACACUCUAGUAAACUACGUAAACAGUACCAAAGUGGGAUCGACUAUUAAAAUGAGUGCUAUAAUACAUUUUUAAUUGACAUGUAAAGAAUCAGACCAUAACAUUAUUAGAAUGUAACAAAACAAAAAUCACACCUUAUGAUAGUUUGUUGAUUUCUAUAAAAAAAAGGUGAGAUUGUUAACAAAACAUGACAUUUGUAAUCAUACCUUUAUUUUAUAGUAAAACACUCAAUAAUAAUAUUUAUAAACCAUAAUAUGAUUUUAUCUUUUGUAAAAGAUGAAUGCGUCUUUAAGCUAUCAAGUUUUUGAUUGUGACAGUGUUUGAAAACUUUCAGCAUGAAAUAUGAUUUCAAUUUAUUUUGCUUUAUUUUAAGAGUUUUGUCUAAAAUUUUGAUUUGAAUUAGCAUACAAUAAAAGAAUUGUGAAUUAACUUUUAUUUAAGGUUUAAAAUACUACUCGAGAGGGACUGUCACUGUUUCAGAAUUUCAUUGUACGAUUUUGUAAAACAUCUGAAAGCUACAUUCAUCAAUAGGAGACUUAUAAUUUCACCUAAAUACAAUAUACAUGUAGUAUGCUAUACUAUCAUCAUGUAUACUGUUCGAAGUAUAGAGUACGAAGGCUGUCCCAUUAAGUCAUAGAGUACAAAAUACUGUAUGGGCAGCUUAGCAUUUUCACUAACUUCCCAGAGAACUAGCGUCAAUCAUGAGUUAUCGUUAUUGUGCUUUAUUAUAUAGAAUACGUCACUUUAGGACUUUUCUUUUUUAAACAUUAGAGAAUGUCUAUAUUUUAUUCAUAAAACAUUAAAAGAUACUUUCAAAGCUUUGGAAUUUUCAACAUACUGAUGAUAAUAUUCCGAUUAAACAUAAAUUGAUGAAUAAAUGACACAGCCGAUUCUAUGAAUACAUUGUCGAUCCUGUGAUGGAUACAAAUAGGGGUAAAUGCACGUAAUUUUACAAAACGAAAACAAACAUUUGAUAUUAUAGCAGUGAAAUAUUCAGCCCAGUAUUUUUCAUUAAUUAUAAACAAUGUCAAAUUAAGGAGCAUUUGUUCUUUUUUUUGGUAAUCGAAAUAAGCGUACGAUAUGUUGUUUGCCAAACAAAUAUAUCUUAACAAGAUUUGUAUACUUCUCAUUUGUUUUGUUUUUGCUUUUGUCAAGAUGCUUUCUUUAUAAUUGUUAUUAUUAAAGAGUAUAAAGCUAUAUCUGAUGAAAUAUUUUUUUUGAAAUAUAAAUUAUCUUUGGAAAAAUAUGUUUUUCCUGCUCAUAUUGUCGUUUGUCGAAAGAUUUGUUGCAAAUACUGUUUCUGUUAUCUAACACACAUGCAAACUUUACGGAAACACAAUAACACAAUCCGAAAAAGUAUUAUGCUACGAUUUUUGGUAGCCUUUUAUCCGUUUAGCAAUGAUUGCAAUGAAACCCUAUCUUUUCAAAAGGACAUUUACCAACAGAUAUGUUUUACUUUCAUGUUGGUAUUGUUAAUAUUUUUUUAAUGAAAGCAAGUAAUUUGUAGACUGCAAACAGCAUAGAUAUAGCUUUGUACUCUUCAAAUUGUAUGUAUAUGAAAUACGUCUGAAUAAAACAU
Molecule: messenger RNA, 4399 nt
Organism: Ruditapes philippinarum (Manila clam)
Lineage: Eukaryota; Metazoa; Mollusca; Bivalvia; Venerida; Veneridae
Exons: 16
Coding region: 53-1510 (485 amino acids)
Biological process (GO): signal transduction
Molecular function (GO): protein binding
Source: RefSeq, a predicted model, not a curated record